CCCAUGAUGACAUUGUCCAAUCAGGAAGCAUCUUCUCUUGAUCGGAUGUUUAUAUACGCUCGCAUAUUCCAGUUUGCCUGAGGUCCUCGUCACACCCCAGGCUGCCAUGUGGUUCAGUCUCAGUCCUUCUCCCCACCGCCGCGAUUGCCAGGCCAAACAACAAGAGCGUCAGCGCCAGUUUGAUGCGUUACCACCCUCAUAUAACGAAGCGUGCACGGAAGAAGACGAUAAAAUCCUUGACUUGUCGCUCUCAGACCUCGCCCACUCACAUGCGUCCGCUUCGAUAUCGACGCCUGCUAUCUUACAAGCGUACGGGAAGAAGGUCGUUGCAGCUCAGCAAGCAUCCAAUUGCAUUGCUGCUGUGCUGAUACCCGACAUUCUGCACUCUAAUGCACCGCAGCUACUUCUACCCGCAACCGUAGACGUUGACUCGAGCCAGUCUUCACUGUUGGAAGAGAAACAUUUACUUUCUGGCAUCCCGGUGUCGAUAAAAGAUUGCAUUGACAUUAAAGGAUACGACACCACCGUAGGUUACUCUUCCCGUGCCAACAAACCGGUUCCGUCCUCCGCAGCCAUCGUCCGACUCCUACAUGACGCAGGUGCGCUCACUCACGUCAAGACCACCGUUCCACCGGGCCUCCUCAACGUUGACACCUCCUCCGACCUCUUCGGCCGCACGUCCAACCCGUACAACUCUGAAUACUCGUCUGGCGCAUCGACAGGCGGCGGCGGCGCACUUCUCGCGCAGAGAGGUAGCAUGAUCGAGAUUGCAACGGAUAUCGGCGGGAGCGCGAGAUUGCCGGCACACUGGUGCGGUGUUUAUGGGAUGAAAUCGUCGAUUGGUCGGUUCCCCUCAUGGGGCACUGUUCCACCUCUGCCUGGCCUCGAGGGCCUGGAGACGUCCUGUUCGCCCAUGGCAAGACGCUUAGACGAUUUGGAGGAGUUUUGGAAGAGAGUCAUUGCUAUGAAGCCGUGGGAGUAUGAUCAUACGUGUAUACCGUUAUCGUGGAGACCUGUCAAUUUACGAGGGAGGAAAUUGCGAUUUGGUGUCUUAUGGGAUGACGGUAUCACCCCACCUACGCCCGCAUGUCGACGUGCUCUCCAAAUAACGGUCGACGCACUCCGAAGGCAAGGUCACGAUGUCAUCGACAUCACCCCACCUUCGAUACUUGAGGGCCUCAUGAUCGCUUUCCAACUCGCUUUCUCGGACGGUGGUGUCGACUUCUUCAACGCAGUUCGUAAAGACGAAAGACUCGACCCAGUUCUCACAGCAACAAAAUCCCUGCUUUCUCUUCCACUUUUCUUUAAAUCCCUCCUCGCUCGCUUCACAUCAGACCCUGUCCAAUACGCCAUGCUCACGUCGGUGCACGCCAAAUCCCCCUCACAAGAACGUGCACUCGUCGUGGCGCGCGAGGAAUACCGAGCGAAAUGGAGAGAAGUGUGGGAGAGCAAUGAGUGGGAUUUCCUGGUGUGCGCUCCUCAUCCAAGUCCGGCGAUACCAAAAGGGACGGCGGAGAAGGUGACGUUGGUCAGCUGCGCUAACAUGAUAAUUUGGAAUAUCCUCGAUUACACAGCUGGUGUUCUCCCAAUCACCACUGUUCAAUCUACUCUCGACGCUCUCCCUCCCGGUUUCCUUAACUCCCCCGAGUAUGCCGCAAUGGGUCUCGUUGCGAAAGGGGUUUAUGGGGUGUAUGACGCAAGCAAGAUGGAAGGGUUACCGGUGGGAGUAGAGGUCGUGGGUAGAAGGUUGGAGGAAGAGAAGGUGUUGGAAGGUAUGAGGGUUGUCGAGGAGGCGGUAAAGGCAAACGGGAUGGGUAAGAGUGGGACGAAUGACGUAGUGGGAAAGAACGACAGCGCAUGAGUGUGAGUGAGCGAGUCGUUUGGGUCAGUUUCGGUUUGACCCUCACUUGACAGUUCUAUCCCUCGUUUGCGGAUUAACGGAUCCUAGAGCAACAACAUCGCUCAGCCUAUCUAGCCGUCCUCCCCUUAUCAAUCCAUUCGCCCAACUCCAUUAUUCUAUGCAUCUCUCCAUUUCCCCAUUGUUGUCUAUCUAUCAUACCUUACAAUCUAGUAAACUAUCUAUCAGCACGGUCUUUACCAUCCACCAAAUACCAC
Molecule: messenger RNA, 2115 nt
Organism: Pisolithus orientalis
Lineage: Eukaryota; Fungi; Basidiomycota; Agaricomycetes; Boletales; Pisolithaceae
Product: amidase signature domain-containing protein
Exons: 6
Coding region: 107-1861 (584 amino acids)
Source: RefSeq, a predicted model, not a curated record